GCGUGCGGAGAGGGAGAUCCAAGAUGGCGGCUGCCGGCGCGGCGACGGUGUCCGUGGAGGAUCUGCUGGCGCGCGCGGAGGAGCGCGAGGCGGAGGAGCAGCGGCGGCGGGGCGUGACGGUGCAGAAGGAGCUGGAGCUGGAGUUCGACGCGGGCAACCUGCUGGCGCUGGACAGGAACCCCGCCCCGCGCGCCGUGGCGUCGGGCAAAGCCGCGGAGUCUGAGCGCGAGGCGGCCCUGCGGUGCCUGGCGCGCGACAACGCGCAGCUGCUGGCGGCCCACCUGUGGGCGCUGCCCUCGGAGCGGUCGGAAGGCGGCGCGGGCCCCGUGGUGGCGCGCCUGCCGGAUCCCGCCACGCGCCUGCCCCGCGAGAAGCCCCUGCCCAAGGCCAAGCCCCUCACGCGGUGGGAGCAGUUCGCCCGCCUCAAGGGGAUCCGCCCCAACAGGAAGAAGCGCGGCUCUCUGGUCUGGGACGAGCAGGCCAAGGAGUGGCGCCGGCGGUGGGGCUACCAGCGCGCGGGGGGCAAGGAGCCCUGGGUGAUGGAGGUGCCCGACUCGGCCCACCCCUCCGAGGACCCCUACGCGCGGAAGAGGAGCGAGAAGCGCGAGCGCGUGGCCCGCAACGAGCUCAACCGCCUCCGCAACCUGGCCCGCGCCCACAAGGCGGAGAUGCACCCCACGGGCAGGCAGGACAAGGCCGAGCUCGCCCGCGCCGCCACCCUCGCCCGCGCCGCCACCGCCUCCAAGGGCCGCUUCCAGCCCCGCCUGCCCCGCGAGGACCCCCACGCGCCUCAGCGCAGCCCCGGGAGGAAGAGGCACUUUCAGCCCCUGCUCGGGGACCUCCAAGCAGAGAAGGCCCGGCAGCUGGAGCUGGCCAAAAGCCUGGGCAGCAAGAAGCCCCUCAUUAACAUCGCCCGCGCCGUCGGGAAGCAGCUCCGGGAGGAGGACGAGGAGGCCAAGGCCCGAGGAGGAGGACGAGGAGGAGGGAAGAAGAAGGGCCAGCGCGGGAAGAGGGCCAGCAAGCAGCAGCAGAGGCCUCGGGGCCCCAAGGGCAAGAAGGCCGCAGGAAGAGGAGGAGGAGGCGGUGGGAAGGGCAGGAGGAAGAAGUGACCGCCAGCACAUGUACUUUUGCUCCCAAAAUAGGAAAACAGUGGCCUUGGGUUUUCUGACCACAAUAAAGACAGUGUCCUGGGA
Anolis sagrei ordinatus is the source of this 1193-nucleotide messenger RNA. RefSeq names its product ribosome biogenesis regulator 1 homolog (gene RRS1). Lineage: Eukaryota; Metazoa; Chordata; Lepidosauria; Squamata; Anolidae. Gene Ontology annotation, biological process: ribosomal large subunit biogenesis; ribosome biogenesis; endonucleolytic cleavage in ITS1 to separate SSU-rRNA from 5.8S rRNA and LSU-rRNA from tricistronic rRNA transcript (SSU-rRNA, 5.8S rRNA, LSU-rRNA). Gene Ontology annotation, cellular component: preribosome, large subunit precursor; nucleus; nucleolus. Gene Ontology annotation, molecular function: protein binding. The record is from RefSeq and is a predicted model, not a curated record.